Nylanderia fulva is the source of this 1056-nucleotide messenger RNA. RefSeq lists its product as uncharacterized. Gene Ontology annotation, biological process: proteolysis. The record is from RefSeq and is a predicted model, not a curated record. Lineage: Eukaryota; Metazoa; Arthropoda; Insecta; Hymenoptera; Formicidae. Gene Ontology annotation, molecular function: aspartic-type endopeptidase activity.
AUGCAUUUCCUAGCUUCAAGUCUCACCGGUCAUGCGUUCGACACUAUAAAAUCUAUUCAAAUCACCGCGGAUAAUUUCGAUAUCGCGUGGAAAACAUUAGUUUCACGAUUCGACAAUAAGCGACGGCUCGUCGACGUGCACGUAUCAGCGCUAUACUCUCUGCCGACGGUCUCUCGCGAAUCCGCUGUCGAACUUAACGCACUUCGCGACAAAGCGAAUCGCGCUAUCGCUUCUUUAAAAAAUUUGAAUCGAUCACCCGAUCAAAUGUUGAGCGAUAUGUUAGUUUUUAGCGUCACGCAAAAACUUGAUCACGCUACUCGGAAAGCGUGGAAGUUAAAAACCGGUGACGACCCGAACAUUCUUUCGUAUGAAGCUCUCGACCGAUUUCUCGACACGCGCAUUCGUGCAUUGGAGGAAAUCUCUCCGGCUAAUGCUUCCAAAUUCUCGCGCGCGCCAAAAGUUACCAGUGCUAACGCCACUGCCUCUGGUUUAUCGUGCCCACUAUGUCGGCCCGCGCAUUUCAUCAACAAAUGUCCGCAGUUUUUGCGGAGGACUCCGAGUCAACGCCUUGAAGUCAUUUUAAAAGCGAAGCGAUGCGUCAAUUGUUUGAGCGCAAAGCACGCUGUACAAACGUGUCCGAGUCAAUACUCGUGCAGAACUUGCCAAAGCAAGCAUCACUCGAUGCUGCACGUUGACUCGGCCUCUUCCUCAACUGCAUCCGCUGUCUCUCUAAAAAACGAAACCUCGUCGAGUGUGUCGUCAGACUCUAUCGCGAUCACUUUGGCCACGGCAUUAUGCUCCCAGCGAACAGGUGUAGCGCUCCCGCAAGUGUUACUCGCGACGGCCCGCGUCACCGUCGGUGCACCGUCGGGUCGGACUCUCACCGUGCGAGCGCUUCUCGAUCAAGGCUCGGAGAUCACCUUCAUCACGGAGCGUCUCGCACAAACUCUCAGAAUGCGUCGCAUUCGCCAACUACUCUCGAUUUCCGCCGUCGGCGGAAUGAACGCCGGAACUUGUCAAUUUGCCGCUAAGAUUCGGAUCGCUCCGAUCAAUUAA